Molecule: messenger RNA, 3734 nt
Organism: Condylura cristata (star-nosed mole)
Lineage: Eukaryota; Metazoa; Chordata; Mammalia; Eulipotyphla; Talpidae
Gene: IPPK
Product: inositol 1,3,4,5,6-pentakisphosphate 2-kinase
Exons: 13
Coding region: 80-1555 (491 amino acids)
Biological process (GO): inositol phosphate biosynthetic process
Cellular component (GO): nucleus
Molecular function (GO): ATP binding; inositol-1,3,4,5,6-pentakisphosphate 2-kinase activity
Source: RefSeq, a predicted model, not a curated record
GACGGCGGCGGCUGGUGCCCAGGCGGGACUGGCGGCUACCAGCUCGCUAUCCCGCGAGGCGCGAGGGCCGUAUCGGGGGAUGGACGAAGAGAAGAUGGACGAGAAUGAAUGGGGAUACCACGGCGAAGGCAACAAGAGCCUGGUGGUGGCCCACGCACAGCGUUGUGUGGUGCUACGUUUUCUGAAGUUUCCUCCAAAUAGGAAGAAGACCUCAGAAGAAACAUUUCAGCACCUGCAGAACAUAGUGGACUUUGGCAAAAAUGUCAUGAAAGAGUUUUUGGGGGAGGACUAUGUUCAUUGUGGGGAAGUUGUUCAACUGCCUUUAGAUUUUGUGAAACAGCUUUGUUUAAAGAUUCAGUCUGAACGACCAGAGUCGCGCUGUGACAAGGACCUGGACACCCUUAGUGGCUAUGCCCUGUGCCUUCCCAAUUUAGCCAGACUUCAGACCUACUGCUUUGCAGAGCACCGGCCGAUUCUGUGUGUGGAGAUCAAGCCAAAAUGUGGGUUUAUUCCAUUCUCCACUGAUGUUACACAUGAGAUGAAGCAUAAAGUGUGUCGUUACUGCAUGCACCAGCACCUUAAGGUAGCAAAUGGGAAGUGGAAGCAGAUCAGUAAAUACUGUCCCCUUGACCUCUACUCAGGAAAUAAACAGCGAAUGCACUUUGCCUUGAAAAGCUUGUUACAAGAGGCUCAGAACAACUUAAAGAUAUUUAAGAACGGUGAGCUGAUUUAUGGCUGCAGAGACUCCCGAAGCCCGUCGGCUGACUGGAGUGAGCUGGCACACCACUUGAAGCCCUUUUUCUUCCCAUCCAAUGGCCUGGCAGGCGGGCCCCACUGCACAAGAGCUGUGAUCCGGGAGCUGGUCCGUGUUAUCACACGGGUGCUGCUGAGUGGCUCUGACAAGGGCCGGCUGGGUGCCCUGAGGCUGGGGCCGGGGCCUCGGGGCCCACUUGUCUGUGAAGCCAGCCCUUUCGGCAGGAGCCUGCACCGCCAAGGAAAACCCUCCCUGGAGCAGUCGGGGUUACCGAAGGGCUGUCUUCUGUACAAAACCCUCCAGGUGCAGAUGUUGGACCUGCUGGACAUUGAAGGCCUCUACCCUCUGUACAGGCGGGUAGAACGGUACUUGGAGGAGUUUCCUGAGGAAAGAAAAACGUUGCAAAUAGAUGGGCCUUAUGAUGAAACAUUUUACCAGAAGCUGCUUGAUCUUUCCACUGAGGAUGACGGGACACUAGCCUUUGCACUGACAAAAGUUCAGCAGUACCGGGUGGCCAUGACUGCGAAGGACUGCUCCAUCAUGAUCGCGCUGUCCCCUUGUCUGCAGGAUGCAAGCCCUGAUCAGAUACCCGUCGUCCCUUCGUCGAGAUCCCGGUUGGCCUUCUCUGUGUCUGUGCUGGACCUUGACCUCAAGCCCUAUGAGAGCAUUCCUCAUCAGUAUGUGCUGGAUGGCAAGAUAGUCAACUACUACUCAAAGACUGUACGUGCCAAAGAUGCUGCCAUGAUGUCUACAAGGUUUAAGGAAAGUGAAGAGUGCACAUUAGUUCUCCAUAAGGUCUAACUUUGCCUGUAGUGUCUUUGAAACUUGAACACAGAAUGUGAAGGUUGAGUGAUAGAGCUAUUUUUCUGUUGUGCUGGGUGGCUUUUGGCUAUGAAUGUUUUGCUAUUUAAUCCCUGUUCAGGUGGGAUUGCCUCUGGAGACACAGAAUGGAAAAGCACUAAACACCAUCCAGGACAAGGAAUGUCAGUUGUGAGCCCAGGAAUGUUGAGCUGUGUCCCCAGAAGCCGCUCAUUUUUAGAAACCGGGGUUUCUAUCAAGCCCCAGGAAAAUGUUCUGGACAGUUCUUCCUUCUCACCCCAGGGCUCAAAUUUAAUUCUCUAAUGCAAAAAGCCUUACUCAAAGACCCAAGGUUUGGAUCUCCUACCAACAAACUCAUAACAUAGAAAACUUGAAUUAUCACAUACAUCUUACAGUUUGGACUUUUGAGAAAACAUGGAUACUACUGGAACUUUCCCAGCUGAGUUACUUGGUCACUUUUUUUUACUGCAAACCACACAUCAGUGCAGGUGUUUGUUGGUCCCUGCAUUGUGAGGGGUCAUUGAUGUGGACUUGGUUCUGAGCAGCAUGGACUUGGAGCCCCUGUGGAGGCACCACGCCCACUGCUCUGCGUGGGCUAGCAGGGAGGUGGCACUCAGGUCAAGGUGGACACCACUCAUGUGGGCGUUGACUUUUUGUUUUGCUGAAUGAUUUUAACUUUAGGGGAGACAAGUGUUCUUCCCCAACUGGAAUUGCUGCUGUGAUCUUAGAAGCAGAGCUGCAGCCAUCCCUGGGUGGCUGUGAUCCUGGCAGCUCUGUGGGUGUUUGGGUGGCAAGGAAACCUCAGCCAGUUCUGUCAGAGCCAGUGUCGAGCUCCCCCCACCCCAUCUGUUUCUCCCUCAGUUCCACUAAGAUGUGUGGUGUUUGCAGCCUUGUGUGGUGCUGGGCCACCUCCCUUCCAGGGCUGCUAAGGCCCUUCUUCCAUGAUGAGAGACUCCUGGCUGGCACCAAGAGGGUCUUGUUGGGGUCACCAAGUGUGCCCAGCUGCUAUGAAAACUGUCGGGGAUCUUGGCUUCAGUUUUUUAUUCUAUGGUAGGUUGUACAGAUUGAUUAUUUAUAUCAUCAUUUUGAGGGACUAAUGAAGGCUUAUUGUAACAUAAUAUUAUAUUAGUGAAACCAUGGAAUUGUAUGAAAAUGCCACAUGAAAAAUAAGGAGACUAUUUUGCUGAUUGUAAAUUUUUGUGGGAAAUUUUGUGAUAACUUGAGAAUUACACUUGUUUGAAUCAAGCCCGAUCUUCUAGAGUUUAUUCUUCUAUUGUCUUUACAAGUCUUUCUCUCAUAAUGCAGAGGUGCGGAAAGAUACUCAACUGACACCUCUCUCGUUCAUGUGUGUGUUGAGACCUGAGGGCUUUGGGGACUGUAGGGGUGUGCAGGAGUGCUGUUCUCAUGUGCAGGUGGCAGGUCCAGAGCACACAUCAGGAGUGGCUGUCAGCCUUGUUUGGACCCUGCUUUCCUGUGCCAGGAGGAGUGCUAGCUUGCACUCUACCGUGGCUCUGCCUGUCAGUGGUAUUCAUUUGACUGAAACUGUUUUCGCUGACUAGAACACAUUUUAAUGGUUGUCUGAAAUCAGUGUCACUCAAACUUAGGGGGUGGGGGGUUUGAUGCCAACCCUAUUUCUUCUAUGUGGGGAUUUGGACCACUGGUGGUAGAGAGGGGCAUGGAGUUUUUCUGCGAAGGAACAGUGAUGUCUUUGCUAUCUUGUGGCACUUUUAAAGCUGACUGCUGCAUUUUUUUCCCCCUUUGUGGAGGACCAAGAAGGCUAUGUUCCAGAUGUGGGGAUAAGGAAGGCUGAGAGUCCCCACUGGGGUGUCUGAAGAAUAUCUAAGAAAUGAGGGUUUUAGCAAAUUUGCUUCCAGUUACCCCCAAAUGGCAGGGGAAGGUCUGGCACUGCCUAUACCCUCCGAUUUGAGGUGAGGCAAGAGGGAGAAGUUGGCAGACACUUACUCCUGUACCCUUUCUUAAUGUUAUCCUAUAUGUGUCAUUUGUUAGGCAUUUUGUAUUUAAAUGGCUGUAUUUAUUUUUCAUGUCAUGACAGGUAUAUGUAAUGUGCCAUAACUGCAUAGACAACAUGAUUUAAAGGGAUGGUUUCUAAAUAGAAAAUAGCACAUGUUUAUAUUCAAUAAAAUCACACACUUCAGGUGCA